Messenger RNA from Orbicella faveolata, 1211 nucleotides. RefSeq lists its product as uncharacterized. Lineage: Eukaryota; Metazoa; Cnidaria; Anthozoa; Scleractinia; Merulinidae. The record is from RefSeq and is a predicted model, not a curated record.
UAUCACUUGUAUUUAGCCGUGCUGAUAUCUUAUGGGGAUGUACUCCAUCCAAAAAAAAAAUAAUAAUAAAAAUAAAUAAAUAACUGUUAUUUACCCCUACCACCAAAGGCCAGUGGGGCGGAGCAAACAACUGAAAAAAAUCGUUCAUAUUGAACAUAACAUUGUUAAGAAUCCCAACUGGCCAGAGGCAAACCAGUUGGCUGUUUACAAGCGUGGGCAAGGAUUUGAACUCCGGGCUACCGUGAAACAAUCCAGGUAGUGGUCAGAGCGGGACUCAAACCCGGGACCACUAGAUUGUGAGUCCGAUGCGCUGACCACUUGGCCACGUUGCCUCCAUCAUGGAGUAAGAACACAAUCCUGCUUAGGACUUCAAUCACUUGUGAACUUGACUAGUCAUUUGUAACAUUGAACUUGGGUUGCGAUUUUGCUACAGAUGAUUUUUUGCUCAAGUGCUGGGUUAAACAAUUCCAAUUUUAUCAUGUGGUUAAAUUACAUGUUAAUUUAUUGAUGUGUGCCUUUGCUGGUAGAUGGCGAACUUGUGGAAGAAGACAUUGAGACUAACAUCAGAGAAAUGGAAGAGGAAGCACCUCUCAUGGAGGGUAGUCUUGAUGAAGAUGAGCACUCGUUAGAUGACCUUGAUUCAGAAAGUGGUCAGUACUUUGCUGUUGAAUCUGGAGGCCUACAAGAGAUGAUGUCCUUCACAGAACAUGCAAGAAUAAAUGCUUGGAAGACACCAGAAGUUAUCAAAAAGGCUGGCAACAGUGGAAUACCUUCUAGGGUGGGGAGUGCCACAACAAGGGUAAAUGCAGCCUCCCCACCCCCACAGCGACCUUCUUCACCCACCCACCCUGGUACAGUUCCAUUCAGACAGGCAGAUGGAUGGCUAGCUGGAGGUCGGGAUGUAAGCAGUUCAUCUGUGAAGCGUGCAUUUGUUCCACUCCCAGGGUGGAUGGAAGGUUUAGACGGAAGAAGACCCAAGUCUUCUCCAGCUCUGAGGGGGCCCAGGUAAGGUUCCAAGAUUAAAAUAUAAAUUCUCCUUAUAUGUUGCAAUACAUUUCUUUUAAUUUCAGUUCUGAGAAUUUUGUUGUACAUCAAUACUGUGUUCUUUUUCUUUGACUGGAUAUGCAGCAAUGGCUGGUGCAGAACUUCAGCUAAGCUUUCAGACACAUGGCCCACUGUAGUUGUAUCCUGUUCGCAACCAUUUGUGCUUU